AUGCAUUUUUCGGCCGGAAUGAUCGAAAUUCGCCGGAAAGGCCGGUACAAACCGGAAGGGUCCGUUCAAUAUGCCAAGAAAAAUGGUAUUGCUCGAAAAACAAGGAUGUUGGCAAUUCUGGGAGUUCCUGUUACUGUAAUGGUUCUUUUUGUGGUCUCAAUUGUGUAUUGGUUGGUAAUGAUGAAGAAAAGAGGGAAGAGGCAAAGAACAGAUUCAUAUGAAUCUGGUGCCUGUAGUUUACCAAACUUAGAAGACUCUACAAGUAGAAGGAACCUUGAUGGAACUAGAAGAGAUUCAAAUUUGCCAGUAUUUGAUCUAAAAAACAUUACUGCAGCCUCAGAUAAUUUCUCAGUUGCUAACGUGCUUGAUGGAACAAAAAGGUCAUGGUUAGAUUGGGGAAAGAGAAUUGAGAUUAUUUGUGGAAUUGCUCGAGGAAUCUUAUAUCUUCAUCAAGAUUCAAGAUUAAGAAUUAUCCAUAAAGAUUUAAAGGCUAGCAAUGUUUUACUUGACACUGAAUUAAAUCCAAAAAUUUCAGAUUUUGGAAUGGCUAGAAUCUUUAGAGGGGACCAAAUUGAAGCCAAUACAAAUUGUCUUGUUGGAACGUUCGGUUAUAUGUCACUCGAGUAUGCAAUGCAAGGAUUAUUUUCAAUAAAAUCCGAUGUAUUUAGUUUUGGGGUGUUGCUAUUGGAGAUCAUUACUGGCAAAAGAAACACCAACUAUUAUCAUAAUGGUCCUUCCUCAAAUUUGAUUGGACACAUUUGGGAGCAAUGGAAAGAAGGAAAAGCCAUGGAAAUAGUUGAUCCAUCACUAGGUGAGACAUACCCUGCUAAUGAAGUAUCGAGAUGCAUUCAGAUUGGGCUUUUGUGUGUGCAAGAACAUGCAACAGAUCGACCAACCAUGUCAGCAAUUGUUUUCAUGUUGAGUAAUGACACACCCCUUCCUUCACCAAAGCAACCUGCGUUCAUUUUCAAGAGUACCAGCAAUACUAAAGACCAAACAACUAUUGAAGGGGCUAAUUCUAUAAAUGAAAUAACAAUUACUAAAAUAGAUGGUCACUAA
Messenger RNA from Quercus lobata, 1059 nucleotides. Its product is annotated as G-type lectin S-receptor-like serine/threonine-protein kinase At1g11410. The transcript has 6 exons. Gene Ontology annotation, biological process: protein phosphorylation. Gene Ontology annotation, molecular function: protein serine/threonine kinase activity; ATP binding. Lineage: Eukaryota; Viridiplantae; Streptophyta; Magnoliopsida; Fagales; Fagaceae. Gene Ontology annotation, cellular component: plasma membrane. The record is from RefSeq and is a predicted model, not a curated record. The coding region runs from base 1 to 1059 and encodes 352 amino acids.